This is a messenger RNA of Peromyscus maniculatus bairdii (prairie deer mouse), 1343 nucleotides long. It is a transcript of the gene Ctsz, whose product is annotated as cathepsin Z. Gene Ontology annotation, molecular function: cysteine-type peptidase activity. The record is from RefSeq and is a predicted model, not a curated record. Gene Ontology annotation, biological process: proteolysis. NCBI's taxonomy places the organism in Eukaryota, Metazoa, Chordata, Mammalia, Rodentia, Cricetidae.
GCCCCGCCCCCGGGGUGUGUCCAACUAGGGCGCCUCCUAAAGGACCGGGCGGGGCGGCCGGAGCGCGUGGGUCUUCAGGUCAGGUCAAGGGGUCGAAGGUGCGGCGCGUGAUCCAGGAUCCAAUUAGGCCAGGAGCAGGAGCAUGGCGUCGUCGGGGUCUGUGCAGCAGCCGCGGCUGGUGCUGCUGAUGCUGUUGCUGGCGGGCGCGGCGCGGGCCAGUCUCUACUUCCGCCCGGGCCAGACUUGCUACAGGCCCCUGCGCGGGGACCAGCUGGCCCAGCUGGGGCGAAGGACCUACCCUCGGCCGCAUGAGUACCUGUCCCCCUCGGAUCUCCCCAAGUCCUGGGACUGGAGAAAUGUGGAUGGUGUCAACUACGUCAGCGUCACCAGGAACCAGCACAUCCCACAGUACUGUGGCUCCUGCUGGGCCCACGGUAGCACCAGUGCCAUGGCAGACCGCAUCAACAUCAAGAGGAAAGGCGCGUGGCCCUCCACCCUGCUUUCAGUGCAGAACGUCAUCGACUGCGGCAAUGCUGGCUCCUGUGAGGGAGGCAACGACCUCCCGGUGUGGGCCUAUGCUCAUAAGCACGGCAUCCCCGAUGAGACCUGCAACAACUACCAGGCCAAAGACCAAGACUGUGACAAGUUUAACCAGUGUGGAACCUGCACCGAAUUCAAGGAGUGUCACACCAUCCAGAAUUACACCCUCUGGAGAGUGGGUGACUAUGGCUCCCUCUCAGGUAGGGAGAAGAUGAUGGCAGAGAUCUACGCCAAUGGUCCCAUCAGCUGCGGGAUAAUGGUAACAGAGAAGAUGGCUAACUAUUCCGGAGGCAUCUAUGCUGAGCAUCAGGACCAGACCUUUAUCAACCACAUCAUCUCCGUGGCUGGCUGGGGUGUUAGCAGUGAUGGGAUUGAGUACUGGAUUGUCCGCAAUUCGUGGGGCGAACCCUGGGGUGAGAGGGGCUGGAUGAGGAUCGUGACCAGCACCUACAAGGGAGGGGUAGGUGCCAGCUACAACCUCGCCAUCGAGGAGGCCUGCACAUAUGGGGACCCCAUUGUUUAAGUAGACGUCUCUAGACGCAACACUGUAACCAUGAUAGGGAUGGGGUGACUAUGGACACUGGACAGCUAGAAGCAGUGCUGUGGACACGAGGACCAGAGUGUGUGGACUGCAGAAGCCAACCCAAGAAGAGAUGUAAGGGGGACCACAUCUCAUCCUGCCUUCAGCCACCUGGAGAAGACAGCAUGGUCAAGAACAGUUCUGAUGUCACGCUGGAAUCCAAGGGAGAGGGAAACAAUUCUAAAUUACUUAAGUGAUGAAUAAAGUGACUGGCUUCCCCCCA